AUGUUGAGGCGCAACGCGAGGCUGCGCAAGGAGUACUUGUACAGAAAGAGCCUGGAGGGGAAGGAGCGGGAGGAGUACGAGAAGAAGAGGAAGAUUCGCAAGGCUCUGGAAGAAGGGAAGCCACUCCCCACAGAGCUCCGGGCUGAUGCGAGGCUAAAGAACGCGGCAGAACUGGAAGAUGACAACACGGCCGUGCCUCGCACGCACAUAGACAACGAGUAUGCCCACGCGGGGAUGGUCGACCCAAGAAUAUGUGUGACGACCUGUCGGAACCCCUCCAGCAAGCUGGCACAGUUUUCCAAGGAGCUGACAAACGUGUUCCCAAACUCUCAAAGGAUUAAUAGGGGUGGCAUGAAACUGACUGAGCUGGUCGAAACUUGCCGUAAUCACAAUUUUUCGGACAUCAUUGUGGUGCACGAGCAUCGCGGGCAGCCAGAUGGGAUGGUGGUGUGUCACUUGCCAUAUGGGCCCACAGCAUAUUUUGGGAUAACAAACACGGUGAUGCGACACGACAUUGGUACCAAACGAGAGGUGGGCACAGUCUCUGAUGUGUACCCUCACUUGGUGAUUGACAACUUCACGAAUCCCUUGGGGGAACGCAUUGCAAACAUUUUAAAACAUUUGUUUCCUGUGCCAAAACUCACCAGCAAGCGAGUGGUCACAAUGGCCAACAGGAAUGAGUAUAUCUCAUUCCGGAACCAUAUGUACAACAUUCCAAAGGGUGUCAAGUCAAUAGAGUUGACAGAAAUUGGACCACGCUUUGAGUUGAAGCCGUACCAGGUGAAAUUAGGGACACUAGAUGAAAAGCAUGCUGAGAAGGAAUGGGUGUUACGGAGUUUUGUCAGGAGUGCAAAAAGGCCACGUCUUGGGGAGGCCACACUGGAUUGA
Molecule: messenger RNA, 888 nt
Organism: Ostreobium quekettii
Lineage: Eukaryota; Viridiplantae; Chlorophyta; Ulvophyceae; Bryopsidales; Ostreobiaceae
Source: the annotation of a GenBank genome assembly